AUGAUAAAUGAAAAAGGUAAAGAAAUCCGGAUGGAAACCCUGAUCCAGAAGUACUUCCGGAAAAGUGCUUUAGACCUUUCCCAUGGAAUGGUGUUUUACUCACUGGGUAAGCCAGGAAGCACUCUUACAAUGGUUUUAUUCCAGUUGUACAUACCUCUUACAGUGCUUUUUCUUUUGCUAAUACUUUUCCAGCUGACGUUAUACUCUGUUGCUAUACGAAAUUCAUUUGUAAAUUUAAAUAGAGAUAAUUUAACGCAUAUAUUAGAUGGAGUGGGUGCUUUUCUCUCUGUUGGCAUGCUUUGCAGUGCACUAAAAGAGCCCGUCCUGGAUAUCUUCCAGACCAGGCACAUUUGCCAGAAUAUCCCAACAAGUAAUUUCAUAAAAUCAAUUAUCCUGCGAAUAUUUAAAGUAGCCAUGAUUGUGCCCUGCGUAUACAUAGCAAGCUCCAUUUCCAUGGAAAUAAUCUCAACAUACCCGUUGCAACUGGAUAAAUAUGCAAGAACAUUACUCUGCAUUGUAGUUGGUAUUUCCGGUAUAGAACUACUUUCCAUACUUAGAACAAUUCUACCAUACCUUAAUAGUCCUGCAGGAGACAAAGAAAAGCGCAUUUACACAGUGGCCCACUUCUUGUACGCAUGCUUUAUAAUUUCCUUCCUGGGCGUAGUAGUAUACACUAUGCGCGCGGAUAUUUAUAAUUACAAAAUGAUCUUAAAUACAGCAGCACCAAAAGGACUUAAAAUAGGCCUACACACAAAGGCAUAA
Nematocida ausubeli is the source of this 762-nucleotide messenger RNA. RefSeq lists its product as uncharacterized. Lineage: Eukaryota; Fungi; Microsporidia. The coding region runs from base 1 to 762 and encodes 253 amino acids. The record is from RefSeq and is a predicted model, not a curated record. The transcript has a single exon.